AUGGGCUGCCUGUCGGUUGCCGCAUCUUGCAUUGCUGUUAUCCAAGCAGUCGAUCAGACCUACAAAGUUAUAUCACAGUUUGUGAGAGAUUGCAAAGAAGCAAAAAGCGAUUUGGCUUCCGUGAGCCAAGAGCUUACCACCUUGACAAGAACUCUCACGCAGCUGAAGGAUCUCGUGCCCGAUGGCAGCAACUUCGCCGACAGCGACUUGACCAAUAACACCAAGAGAGACAUUCGUGAGAUUAUUUCAAGCUGUUUGACCGUUGCGAAUGAUGUAAACGAUGUGUUGUCAAGCUAUGAAGGAAAGCUGACAGCAUUGAGUUGGGCCACUAAGGGCAAGCGAAAAGUCGCGACGUCCAAAAUGCUUUUGGAAACAAACCGGCGGGCCCUUAGUCUCGCUGUUGAUACAAUCGCACUAGCAACGGCUCAGCAUAUCAAGCAGGACACGUCCAACAUUCUGGACGACACAACACAAAUGAGAGGCGAUAUUCAUCACCUGGUCGCAAAAAUUAGAAAUCUCGAAGAAAUGGUGGCAGAAAAAGACCCAAACGAUCCACGGACAUAUAUGUUAAUGCGAUAA
This is a messenger RNA of Fusarium odoratissimum NRRL 54006, 579 nucleotides long. RefSeq lists its product as uncharacterized. The transcript has 2 exons. Bases 1 to 579 code for a protein of 192 amino acids. The record is from RefSeq and is a predicted model, not a curated record. NCBI's taxonomy places the organism in Eukaryota, Fungi, Ascomycota, Sordariomycetes, Hypocreales, Nectriaceae.